GACCGUACCUCACAGGGGUGGCCCCAUACGUCCUUCAAGGCCUUCAGCAAGAGCUGGAGCAGCAGAUGAAGGAUAAGAAUGAAGGCAAAAUGGAGGAGAAGAUCAGGACCGUACGCUACCUCUGCGAGCUCUGCAAGUUCAAGGUGUGCCCUCCUGGCGUGAUCCUCGACACCUUCAACACGCUGUGCGACGACUUCUCGCACAUCAACGCGGAGCUGUGCGCGAACAUCCUCCAGUGUUGCGGACGCUAUCUUCGCUACACGCCAGAGACUUCGACCCGCACGGACAACCUGCUGGAGCGAAUGCUGCGGCUAAAGAACGCCAAGUCGCUGCCCCUGCGGCUCGAGAUCAUGUUGGAGGACUCGUACUACCAGGUGAAGCCGCCGGAGAGCAAGCGGCAGAAGAGGAAGGAGAAGGACCCGUUGGAGCAGUUCACCCAGAGCCUCAUCUUCGACCGCCUCUACCGCGAGGAGGACGAGGACAAGGUUCUCCGGCUGGUGCGCAAGCUGCCGUGGACGGACCACCCGGCCCCCGGCUGGCUGAAGAAGUGCCUGUUGGAUCUGAACAUGCAUGCCAACUAUGAGAGCUUGUACCAGGUCGCCUCCUUGCUGAGUGGCCUCGCGAAGUACCGCGACGUCUUUGUGAUCGACGUCAUCGACGCCCUGUUCGAGAACAUCCAGUCCUCGGUCGAGCGGAACGACUUCCGCGAGAUGCCUUUGAGGGUGCGGCAGUGCAAGCUGUUGGGCGAGCUCUACAACUAUCGGCUCGUGGACUCCAACCUGAUCUUCGACACGCUGUAUCAGCUCAUCGGCUUUGGCGGGCCCACAUCGCACAAAGCGGGCCAGCUGGUCACGGCGCACAAGAUUGUGGAACGGCAGCUUGCGGCACGCAAGGGCACCCUCGGCAGCAUAUCCGAGGAGGGCGGCUCCAGCGGCAGCGCCGCCGCUGGCGCGGCGGACGGCGCCGGCCAGAUGCUGCCCGCGUUCCUGGCGGACCCGCAGCACGCGCUGGAGGCGCCCUGGGACUUCUUCCGGGUCAAGCUCGUGUGCGUGCUCCUGGAGACCUGCGGCCACUACUUUGACCGCGGGGCCGCGAAGGGGAAGCUCGACAGAUUUCUGCAGUUCUUCAUCCGGUAUGUGCACACCAAGGGGGAGCUGCCCCUGCGCUUCAUGAACAUGGUGCACGACACGCUGGAGCGCCUCAGACCGAAGCUCGCCUUCCCCGAGACCAAGGCGCAGGCCGACGAAGCUAUCCUGAAGCUGCUCGAGGGGGAACGCGAUCAGCUGGACAUCGGGGGCGGCGAGGACCAGGAGAAGAAGGAGGCGGCCAUGGAGGAGGACGACAGCAGCGAGGACGAGGAGAGCGGCUCGGAGGAGGACGACGAGUCCUCUGGCGAGGAGGACUCCGAGGAGGAAGAGAGCGAGUCGGAGUCGGAUGAGGACGAGGAGGACUACGAGCGGGGCGACGAGGCCCACGCCAGACAUAACUCCGAGUUGGAGGAAUUCGACAAGGAGAUGAAGCAACUGCUGAGCGAUUCCCUGGAGAAAGAAAAGCAGGUCGGCCAGCGCGUUCUUGCGGAGCUGCCGAUGCCCGAGCAGGCGGUGGCCAAGCGAGCCGACGCCUCGCCGAACGCCGUCCCAGGCGCCUUCGGCCUGCUGCAAAGGAAGACAGGGGGGAAGUUGCUGGUGAAGCAGAUCGAGAUCCCAGAGGAUUCGAAGCUGGUGAGGGCCAGGGUGGCAGAGGAGGAUUCUCUCUCCAAGGAGCACCAGGACCUCAAGAGCUUCAUCAUGCAGUAUGACAGCUCGGCUCCGAGUGUCACCAGGCUGCAUGCCGGCAAGGGCUAUCCCAAGGGUUUCGGCAAGGGCUUCGGCAAAGGCCGCAGGCAGGAGAGGGACUACGUCAAGGAGGAGUUCAUGCCAGACUCCGAGCCGCCGCCACCCACCAUGCGCAUCAUGUACGGCAGGGGCGGCCGAGGCACGAGCAAAGGCAGCGGAGGCGGUGGACGGGGCAGAGGUCCCGGAACGCCUUCGCAGGCGGGCGCCAAGGGCAGCUUCUGA
This is a messenger RNA of Prorocentrum cordatum, 2057 nucleotides long. The record is from the annotation of a GenBank genome assembly. NCBI's taxonomy places the organism in Eukaryota, Dinophyceae, Prorocentrales, Prorocentraceae.